CCAAGCCAACCCGCAACACCGACGAGGGUGUUUCUCCGGUCAGUUCCGGUUGUCCCAGUGGUGAUAGCAGCAAAAUCAGCGACGCCAACGCUUGUAGACAACAGACCAACAACCCUAUGAACAUCAGCAACCCGACCUUCCAUGUGUUCACCACCGCCCAACCAUCCGCCCCCCGACCUAGCGAUGCCACCUCAACAGGCGGCCCCCGAACCGCCUCAAGCAACCUCCCAUCCUCACCUCCACCCCCAUCUCCAUCAGCCUCGCCGCUCCCGCGGACCUCCACCUUCCCGCAAGACAGCUCCCCAGGUACCCCGGGCUCCUCCGCUGGAGGCUCCUCAGGCGCUGCUGCUGGGGCGGCUACCGGGUCCGCUUCCACCCCGGGCGGGAGCGCUACACCACAAUUUAACGUGUCUGUCAGGUUGACGUCGGAUGGGCGGCGGAGCAACAAGCAGCAUGGGGAGAUGCAGGAGCAGGGGGAGAUGCAGGAGCCGGGGGAGAUGCAGGAGCCGGGGGAGAUGCAGGAGCCGGGGGAGAUGCAGGAGCAGGUGGAAGUGGGAGGACAGAAGAAGCAAGAGCAGGGAGGCCAGCAGGAACAGCCUCGCUACAACCCCAAGCCGCUACGUGGCCGUUCCAGCAGGGCAGAAGGCAACGGAGGAGCUGACAGCGACAGCGGCGGUGACGACCCCCGAGACCACAACGGCCAGCAGGGGCCUCCUGGUAGCUCUUUGUACCUUGAGAACGCGCUGAUCGACAGCUAUUCCUGGCACGGCAUCAAGCGGCUGUACCGCUUCGGCAUCUUCUUCCUUCUGGUUUUUCUGGCGCUGUGGUGGCAGACGGAAAGUGGCGCGGCGGCCUUCAAGAGCAGCGUGGUUGGAUCUUUCGAGGCAUACGACACGGGCAAAUCCUGGG
This is a messenger RNA of Astrephomene gubernaculifera, 909 nucleotides long. NCBI's taxonomy places the organism in Eukaryota, Viridiplantae, Chlorophyta, Chlorophyceae, Chlamydomonadales, Astrephomenaceae. The record is from the annotation of a GenBank genome assembly.